This is a messenger RNA of Salvelinus namaycush (lake trout), 1041 nucleotides long. Its product is annotated as multiple epidermal growth factor-like domains protein 8. The record is from RefSeq and is a predicted model, not a curated record. Gene Ontology annotation, molecular function: calcium ion binding. Lineage: Eukaryota; Metazoa; Chordata; Actinopteri; Salmoniformes; Salmonidae. The coding region runs from base 129 to 890 and encodes 253 amino acids. The transcript has 6 exons.
CCUGAAUUUUUGGGGACUGGGGCCUCAUUGGUGUCACGAACCAGAGGGCAAUAAACCUAAGGACACUAAGAUUUUGAUAUGUCUGGAAGUCGGCUUCCAUUGCUCUGAGUGGCAAGAUCCUCUCAACUAUGAGCCUGAACACUCACAUGCGCAUCCACAACGGAGAGAAACCUUACGAAUGCAAGGAGUACGGCAAAAUAUUCACGAAGGGCAGCAGUUUAGGCAAACACCUGCUCACCCAGUGCUCUCUGCAUCGCCUGGCCCUGGUGUGCUGCCAGCAGGGAGGCCUCGAUGGUGUGAGUGAGGGAGUGUGUGUCCAGAGAAACAGCAGCUGGUCCUUCCUCCACUGCCCAGAGGAGGAUGAGUGUGCCAACGGCCACCACCACUGUAACAUCACCCAGGACUGCCAUGACCUGACCCAGGGAUACCACUGCACCUGCAAGCAGGGCUACGUUCUCAGCCGUGUGUCAGGCCAGUGUGAGCCGGUCUGUGCUCAGGGCUGUGUCAACGGGACCUGUGUGUCCCCGGGAGUGUGUCAGUGUCACUUUGGCUUUGUGGGGGACAACUGCUCGUCUCAGUGUCGCUGUAACAAACACAGCAACUGUAAAGGAGUGUCUGAGCCUGACAAGUGUCUGGAGUGUAAAAACAACACUAUGGGUGAUCACUGUGAGAAGUGUAAGCCCCUGUAUGUGGGGUGGGUGGGGGGACGUGUCGCCCCUGUCGGGAGUUCUGCAGUGUCUGUCCCGGGACGAACACAAGAGGGCGCUAGACCACCCACAAGACCACCGUCUGGACCCAGACAGUAUUGUUCAGUGGGUGUCGGGGGGUCCUACAGAGGACUCAGCGGUUUGUGUGAGCUGCCAGAACAACAGCGUGGGGGACAAGUGUGAGAGCUGCCUCAGCGGCUACUUCCUACUGCAGGGGAACUGUGACAAUGCGCCAAGUGCAAAGACUCCUUCAACGGCACGCCGGUAAAUGAGCACCAGUGCUACCGGCAGUUCAACGUGGACAAUGAGUGCUGUGUCGACCCCCACCAACCGC